Molecule: messenger RNA, 3527 nt
Organism: Danio aesculapii
Lineage: Eukaryota; Metazoa; Chordata; Actinopteri; Cypriniformes; Danionidae
Gene: nrp1a
Product: neuropilin 1a
Exons: 17
Coding region: 545-3325 (926 amino acids)
Biological process (GO): axon guidance; vascular endothelial growth factor signaling pathway; angiogenesis
Cellular component (GO): membrane
Molecular function (GO): semaphorin receptor activity; vascular endothelial growth factor receptor activity
Source: RefSeq, a predicted model, not a curated record
GCAACAAACUCUAGGAAGAAGAGAAGCGUAAUUUAGGGGGUGUAUCCCUUGUUUAAGACGCUGUUAUGGCAAAGCCAAUCGCCAGAUGUUUGUGUUCCUCACUCCGAUUUUGAGACUAAGCAGAACGCCGGGUUACUACGCGGAGGCUGAAUCUCCUAUCCAAGCCUCACUUUUUUUUAGCCAAAGUCUAGCGAUCUCUCUUUGCUUUGCGCACAGGAUUACUCGUCUAUUUCGCGGAACUGCAACCAUUUUUUCCCUUUUCUGUCAUUCUUUAACAGGGUGAAGGAAAUGGCAAAGGAGAGAGGAUCGGGUCUGGGAGAGCGCAGAGGAAACCAGAGCUGAAUGGCAGGAUGCGAGCGACCUGAAGACGCACAAAACCGCACAUUUCUACAGCUCUCAGACCCUUUUUGCGCGCUCUUUCGGUUUCCUUCCUUACACGCGAGAGGAAUUACCCCAACACGACCAUCUGAGGAUUGUCUCUUGUUCUUCAUUUUUUGCACAAUUUUUGUUAUUUUUUCCGCACUCCGAACUCUAGGAUUCGAGGAUGCAUUGUGGAUUAGUGUUGAUCCUCUUUUCGGGAAUCUUUCUCAUCGUCAGUGCUUUCAAAAAUGACAAAUGUGGGGACAAUAUCAGGAUCACUAGUGCGAAUUACCUCACCUCGCCCGGCUAUCCUGUCUCUUACCACUCGUCUCAGAAAUGCAUAUGGGUGAUUACAGCUCCAGGACCCAACCAGAGGAUUUUGAUCAACUUCAACCCACACUUUGACCUGGAAGACAGAGAGUGCAAAUAUGACUAUGUGGAAGUGAGAGACGGUGUGGAUGAAAGUGGGCAGCUGGUGGGCAAAUAUUGUGGAAAGAUCGCUCCGUCUCCGGUGGUCUCUUCGGGAAACCAGCUCUUCAUCAAGUUUGUGUCCGACUACGAGACUCAUGGCGCCGGAUUCUCCAUCCGCUACGAGAUCUUCAAAACGGGUCCAGAAUGUUCCAGGAACUUCACCUCCAGCGGCGGAGUCAUCAAGUCGCCCGGAUUUCCAGAGAAAUACCCCAAUAAUUUGGACUGCACGUUCAUGAUCUUUGCUCCCAAGAUGUCAGAAAUCGUUUUAGAGUUCGAGAGCUUUGAGCUGGAGCCAGACACGCAGCCGCCCGCUGGAGUCUUUUGCCGAUAUGACCGCCUAGAGAUUUGGGACGGAUUCCCUGGAGUUGGUCCAUACAUUGGCAGAUACUGCGGACAGAAUAGUCCAGGACGGAUCAUAUCCUACACUGGAAUUUUGGCGUUGACAAUCAACACAGAUAGCGCUAUUGCUAAAGAAGGAUUUUCGGCUAAUUUCACUGUGCUGGAAAGGACGGUUCCUGAUGACUUUGACUGCACCGAGCCUUUGGGUAUGGAAACUGGGGAAAUCCAUUCGGAGCAAAUCGUGGCCUCGUCCCAGUACAGCAACAGCUGGUCUGCAGAACGAUCACGACUCAACAACCCAGAGAACGGCUGGACGCCUUUGGAGGACACAAACAAAGAGUGGAUUCAGGUUGAUCUUGGAUUCCUGCGCUUUGUCUCGGCCAUCGGCACACAGGGAGCCAUUUCUCAGGAGACCAAGAAGAAGUAUUAUGUGAAGGAAUAUAAGGUGGAUGUGAGCUCCAAUGGAGAAGACUGGAUCACUAUUAAGGAUGGCCCAAAACAGAAGAUUUUCCUGGGUAACACCAACCCUACCGAUGUAGUGAAAGCCAAGCUUCCAAAGCCCACGCUGACCCGAUACCUGCGGAUCCGACCCACUAACUGGGAAACUGGCAUCGCACUGCGGUUCGAGGUCUACGGAUGCAAGAUCUCAGAGUAUCCGUGCUCAGGAAUGUUGGGAAUGGUUUCAGGCCUGAUCGCAGACUCUCAGAUCACCGUAUCAUCCCACAUCGAGCGUACCUGGGUUUCAGAAAACGCUCGUCUGCUGACCAGCCGUUCAGGAUGGAUGUUACUACCACAGUCGCAACCUUAUGCGGACGAAUGGCUGCAGAUAGAUCUGGCCGAAGAAAAACUAGUCAAAGGUUUAAUCAUCCAGGGAGGCAAACACCGGGAUAACAAGGUGUUCAUGAAGAAGUUUCGUCUGGGAUACAGCAACAACGGAUCAGAUUGGAAAUUGGUGAUGGAUGCUACCGGCAACAAGCCCAAGAUUUUUGAGGGGAAUUUGAACUAUGACACCCCAGCAUUGAGGAAAAUGGAGCCUGUAUUGACCCGCUUUGUAAGGAUUUACCCAGACAGAGGCACUCCUGCUGGAAUGGGACUCCGACUGGAACUUUUGGGAUGUGAAAUGGAAGUGCCUACAGUGCCGCCUACUACUCCCGCUUCCUCCACCACACCAUCAGACGAGUGUGAUGACGACCAGGCCAACUGCCAUAGUGGAACAGGUGAUGACUACGACCAGACAGGUGGAACCACUGCUACAGAGACGACCGUGGAGAUGAGCACCGUUCCAGGAGAGAAAACGUUCCUGUGGUUUGCUUGUGACUUCGGCUGGGCAAAUGAUCCUUCAUUCUGCGGCUGGAUCUCUGAGGACAGCGGUUUCAGGUGGCAGAUUCAGUCCAGCGGGACCCCGACUCUAAACACCGGCCCAAACAUGGACCACACAGGCGGAUCAGGGAACUUCAUCUACACGCUGGCAACGGGCGCUCAGGAGACAGAAGUGGCCCGGUUAGUGAGUCCAUCAGUGUCGGGCCAGGACUCGGACCUCUGCCUGUCGUUCUGGUAUCACAUGUUUGGCUCUCACAUCGGCACGCUGCACAUUAAACAGCGCAGAGAGACCAGUCAGGGCUCGGCUGAUGUGCUGCUGUGGACCGUCAGUGGACAUCAGGGCAACCGCUGGAGGGAGGGACGCGUCCUCAUACCACACUCCAACAAACCCUACCAGGUGGUAAUUGAAAGUGUGGUCGAGAGGAAGAGUUGGGGAGACAUCGCUGUAGACGACAUCAAAAUCUUAGACAAUGUGAACUUGGCCGACUGCAAGGACCCAGAUGUCCCAGCAGAGCCGAUACUGCCAAAAGACAAAUUCAACGAAAUCAUGGUGGACAUCACAGAUUUCCCAGAGAUCGAGGGGAACAAUGAAAUGGGCGGAGCUGGAAACAUGCUGAAAACACUGGACCCCAUCCUCAUUACCAUAAUUGCCAUGAGCGCGCUAGGUGUUUUCCUGGGCGCCAUCUGCGGCGUGGUGCUGUACUGCGCCUGCUCUCACAGCGGCAUGUCAGACAGGAACUUAUCGGCCCUGGAGAACUAUAACUUUGAGCUGGUGGACGGCGUCAAGUUAAAGAAGGACAAGCUCAACUCACAGAACUCGUACUCAGAAGCGUGAGGCGCCGACCAAUCAGAGGGAAUCUCUCCUCAGGGGGGCGGGGCUACAUGGACUGCCGAUGCCAUCCGAUUGGAGGAGGACAAGGCUCUGUGGUUCAGUGAACCAAUCGGAGGAGGACUGGGACUGAGCCGUGCUUUUCUCAGGAGCUGCAGUGAAUGGAACCUACCAGUAGGGGGACACUGUGUACAAAACAUUGACAAAA